Anolis carolinensis (green anole) is the source of this 5044-nucleotide messenger RNA. RefSeq lists its product as uncharacterized. The transcript has 10 exons. The record is from RefSeq and is a predicted model, not a curated record. Lineage: Eukaryota; Metazoa; Chordata; Lepidosauria; Squamata; Anolidae. Bases 159 to 938 code for a protein of 259 amino acids.
AGCAUCUGCCCCGAGGGAAUGGCCCUCCAGUUGCAGAGACUCCUCAAGUCCUCCUCCUCCCUACUCGUGCACCUACUUUCCACCUGGGAGAAAGAAGCGCCGCUGGAGCAUUCGGUCAGCGUGGUGGCCUUCUACAUCCAGCUGCUGCAGAUUGUCCAAUGCCCACACUCCUCAGAGAAGACCUGGGCACUGCUGACGGCCUGGCUCCAACAUCGCAGCCUGGCCAUUCAACAUCAGAGCAGGCAGGGCUUUCUCCUCCUCUGCAAGAUCUACAGGGAGACCAUGGGCCUUCAGGAGCUCCUGGACGGGAUCUUCGGGGGAAUGCAAUCACCCACACCAACAUCACUGUGGAGUUCCUGACCUUGGCUGGCUGGCUGGGCCCCCUGCUAUAUAAGGAAGACCGGGCACUUGCGAAGCGUCACCUGACUGCCAGGUGCCUCCUUCUCUUCCACCAUGAGGCGGCCAAGAUCCAGAAGGCAGCCCUAGAAUGCUUCCAGCAUUUUCUCUGGCACCCGGUACAUCCCCUUGAGGAGCGCCAGACCAUCAAUGGCCUCCUGGCGGUGCUAAUGCAUGUGGAGGAUGAAGAUGAGGAGGUGACCAAGACUGCGAGGGAGACCCUCAAGGAGGCAGCGGAGGUCCUGCGAUGGCACCUGAAGGACAGCGUUCUGGCGGAGGACACCUUCAGCCUGCAGGAGCUGCUUCACAAGAUCUCCAAGUGCUUGAUCCAUCACUGCAGCCCCAGGAGAGAGGUGGAGGAGCAGGUGUAUGGCUGCCUGCGUUUCUUUAAAAGCCAACGUCCAUCGGCAAAGAAGGUGGUGGCCAUGUUGCUCAGUCAUGUUCUUCACAAGAACUACAACAUGUGCACCGAUAGAAACAUCUACACCUUCGAGGCCUGGCUGAUGAACCUCCUUGCCGACCAUGACCCUGAAGUCAGAUGAGUUGGCAGGGAGACCAAGACCAUCCUCGUCAGGGUCUCUGCCCUCCACAAGAGAGAAGGAAGGAAGGAGGGAGAAAGGGAAGGAGGGAGGAAACACCACGAUCCCCCGUUAGCCCGCCUGGCAAGAAGACCUCUGCUCCAGCUGUGCUGCAGCACCAAAGGGAAGUAGUGUCCAGGAGGUGGGAGUCUGCCCAGCCCUGGCCCAGGGAAGCCCUGCCCCCCUGCAGAAGCCCCGCCCCCAUUCUGGGCCCCAUUGUCACCCAGGGGCCCUUGGGAACAGAGCAGAGCAGAGAAGAAAGACCACCUGUGCUGCCCAGGCCCCUCUGCUGUGCUCUGUUCUGUUAUUUUCUGUGUGGGAUUUGGGGGCCUGGAGGGGAGGAGCCACCACCUGCACCCUGGGCCUUCCUCUUCCACCUCGGUUGGGCCCCGCCUCCUUUGACCUGCGACCUUCCCCUCCCUGACCCCUCCCUCUCGGCCUGGGAUGCCACCACCGCCCCCUCCCUCCCUUCUCCAAGGUGGCAUCCCCACAAGGGCGCUUCUCUCCCUCCCUCUUGCCCACCCAGAUGUGCCGCCCCUCCUCUUCUCCCUCCUCCUUCCCCCCAAACAACCCCAUUGCCCCCAUCUCUGUCCCCAGCCAAUCAGAAGGGUCAAGGGGAGGAUCACAGCCGGGUCUCAGCCCCCCCCCCCCCAAUCUGUUCAGGCAAAUCAGGAGGCUCAGCUCCAUUUGGGGGAAGGUGGCUGCCGGCUUUGCUUGCGCCAAAAAGCCCAGGGCGUUUCAGCACUAAUGGAGCUGGCCUUCCUCAAGAGAUGCACUGAAUAGACAAAUGGAAUUCCAAAAACAAGGGCAACACCAAAUUUGUUGAGUGCAUUAUUUUGCAGAACGUGGUCCAUAUACGGACCUUUGCCCAGGAAUGUCUGGGAUUGUAUAAUGCACUCUCAAAAGAAAAGGGUCAUUAAGGGCGCAGUUAGUCAGCACUUUGAAAGCAAAAGUUCCUGCAUUUUAAAGGGUGGGGCAUCCAGACACUGUCCCACAGAAAAGCGAUUGCAUUUGCUACAAAGCAGGAAAAUUCUUUGCUUUGUAGCAAAUUAUUUUGAUAAUCCUUUAGACACACGCUUUUGUGAAAGGCCUGUCUAAUGGGCUAUGGCCCUGUGUGGAGAGGACCACGGGGGUCCUGGGACUUCCCUGCAGGCUGUCCAAACAUCCAUCCUGCACCUUCUGGGCUCCUGGAGCCCAGAAGGUGCGAGAUUGCCACCACCCACUCCCAAAACCCCUUUAAACCGGGAGGGGAAGCAAGGGCGAGGCAGGAGGGAUUAGCCCCCCGCCCCUCGGAUUCUCAGUGUAAUUGAUACAUCCUAGGAAGUAUGCUGUGAGGCCGGUAAUUAUUCUUACUCCCUACCCCCAUAUUAAGGGGUUUGGGAGGGGGUGGGGGCUGUCUUCCAGUCCUCUUAAAAGGUUUUGGGAGGGCAUCUGGACACCCAUUCCAGAAAGCACUUGCUUCCUGGGGUGUGUAGGGACUAGAAGCCGGGAACUUUCACGUUUUUAAAAUGCGAUUGUUCCCGGUUUAAACUGCUCUCCGGAACCACCCUAAGGAAAGAUUCUCCUGCCUGGAUAUUUGUAUAGGGAUUCAUGGGGUCAGGAAGGAGAUGGAAGGAAGACCCAAGGUUUCCCUGGCACAACCAGACAGGGUGCAAAAUGUUCAUCCUCCCAGAUAUUUGCAGGGAGGCCUUACGUGAACGCGAAUGCAUUCACCACAAAGCAGGAAAACGCUGCUUUGUGAUGAGAUUAUUUGUUAGCGGGAAAGAAGUGGGACUUCUUAUAAGACCUGCAUUUUCCCUGCUGUGGGAGGAGGCUGGACUGUCCUUUCAGAAGUGCUCGGAUUCUGGGGACAGUCUGUACAGCCCUCUUGUGUUUUCUGGGCUGAAUCAGCCCAGAAUACCUGAGAGGGCUCUGAGCCGCUCCCCAACCCCCUCCCCCACCCCAAAGGGCUUUUAAAAAUAACUUAACUGGCUGGCAUUAAACUGUUGCCAGAGCUCUCUUGGCGCAUAAAAAUGAUGUACCAGGAGAAGGGGGGAGGAAAAUUGCUCCUGCCCCCUCUUCUCCUGACGCAUCAUUUUUAGAUGCCAGGAGAGCUCCAGCAGCAAUUUAAUGCCAGCUGAGUAAGUUAUUUUAUUUUAAAGUCUUUUUUGGAGGGGGUGGGUGGGUGGUUGCGGUGUCUUGGUGUUUGUUCUGCCUCCAUGCUUAACUAAAUGAACUGGAAGGAACAUAGCACGAAGGACAGAUUGGAGACUAUAUUUGGUAAAACAAAAUAUUUUAUUAAUAGAUAAAAUGGAUCACUUUUCCUCUUGUUGCCACUAUAAAGUUUCUUGUGAGGAAAGAAAUCUAAGCAGUUCUGAAUAGAUAUUGCCACAGAUUAUAAAGUCUUGUCAUGACUGGAUUAUUUGUAGCUUUGAGGUGACUUUAAUACAAUGUUGUCAUGACUUUCUCUAUUGCUGUAGUGUAUGGCUUUUUAAUCUAAUCUGGGUACAGCUCCGACAUGACGUAAAUUUCUGUGGUCCUUUUCACUUCCUACACUUCCUUCCAGUGCUUCACCAACUGACAAAAUCUAACUGACAAAAAAUAACUGCCAUUUCAGGCUGGGAGGAGCCAAGGCUAAGCUCCGCCCCUUUAGAAUCUUAAAGGGACAGGACAGCAGGUGAUGUUUUGCCUCCUCGUGGCAUACAGUGUUCUCCCAGAAGGUACUGGGAGGAUAUCUAGAUAGAUACCCCCCACGGGAAGCAUGAGCUUUUGGGGCUGUUGUGUGGAACCUGGGUUGGUGUGAAUUUUUCCGUUUUGUGGAACUGCCUUCUGAUUCAAUCUUCCUCGAUGUCACCUGUCAUAUUUUCACAAUAAGCUUUAUAUCAGGCAUUGUAUAUUCAAAUCUUCAUUUAACUCUGCAGGCUCCUCUCCAGGACCCAGAAACCCAUCUCUGAUGUGGGAUGUUGUGCAUCUCCCGUCUCUUUAUUUGUCAAAAUUGCUACCAGUUUAAAUGAAUAUUUAAAUGCACAAUCCCUUAUAUAAAGAUUAUUGUGGAGAUAUGGCAGUAAACUGAGGCUGGAUCUACACUGCCAUACAAUGCAGUCUGUAUUGUGUUAUAUAGUCAGUGUAAAACCCAUAUAAUGCCCUUUGAACUGCACCAAACUGCACUAUAUGGGUCUACACAUAUGUAUAUCAGUUCAAAUUGCAUUAUUUGGCAGUGUAACGUUUGGGACGACUGGGUCAGGUCUUUAGAGGGAGCCUUGCUCCUCUCUUCCUCUCCUGAGCCCUGACUUUGGGUAUAAAUACCUGAGGACAAGGUCUCUGGUUCACUUGGCUGACUGGUCCAUUCCUUUGGAGGGUAUCUUAUACCCUCCCAGACUUUUCUGUGCAAAGGCAUACACUGUGUGGUGUAGAAAGGUACCUUGAGAGACUGUGACCACUUUGGGAUUUUCUUUGUUUAUAUAUUGAACGGAAUUGCAUUUGUAUUUUUCGGUGACCCAUUUGGGGCUGUCAGUGGCCUUUAGAAACCUAGGAAGCAGGUGGCCAUUCCUUCUUCCAUGGCUCUGUGUCUCCUGAUGGGCUGAGAUCCUCCUUUGGGUUCCCCUUGCCCCCCCCCCUCUACCUGCCCCCCUCCUCACCUGGAUUCACCCGGAAGGAGGUCUGGCUGCUGGGGGCCAGUAAGGAUUAGGAGGAGGGGCAGUGGACUCUACUGAUGCCGCUUUGUGGUUCUUGCAGGGCUGCUCCAAAAAACGGAUGAAUGGGACAGUGACCUUCGAUGGACCACGAACACCGAGGGACACUGAACAUCAAAGGACCCUGGUCAUCGAGGGACCAGUUGGUGCAAAUAUAGUCCUGGACUUACAGUGGAGGGAGGCCCAGGCCUCUCUGGCAGAGGGUUUCCAAGGCCCUCCCCUCUACUGCAAAUCCUAGGACUCUCAGCCCAGUGUUGGAGAAGAACCGCCCUUUAACAGCACAGUGAGGGUAUCCCAUACGCUCUGUUUUUUUGUAGUUUACCUUAUAUGAUUGUAUCGUCUAAUAUUGUAAUAUUUAAUAACUGUUCUGAUUAGAAUAAAUGUAAUGUUUUUUUUUAA